AUGGCAUUGAGAAAUCGCACUGCAAUUACGAAUAUAAACCAAGAAAAUGUUAAGAAUGGUAAGUCAACGACGACGGUCACGGGGAUGACGAGACGAGCGGCGUUGGGGGAGAUCGGAAAUCGUGUGACUGUACGCUCGACGGUAACGUCAACAAAGGUUGGUGCAUUGCCUCAGAAACCAGGGGUAAAGAAACCAGUAGCAACCACCCGUCAGGCGGGAGUGGUAAAGCCGGUGUUGAAAGCCCAGGAGAAGCUCCCGGUGCAAAUAGUCAAGCCAGUUGUUAAAGAAGUAGAGGAAAUAAAAGAGAUUGUGCCGGAGUUGGACAUUAAAGUUGAAAAACCUGUCCAGCCGAUUGUAAUCGACGACUACAAAACUACCACUACAUCUGCUGGGGAUUGUGAUGCAUUCUCGUCGGACUUACUUCAGGUUGAGGACAUCGAUGAGAUUGACAAAAACAAUCCGAUUCUAGUCACCAUCUACAGCAAUGAUAUCUACUGUUACUUGAGAAAAUUGGAGGCUCAGUAUCCAAUUCACCGAGGGUACUUGGCUGGUCAGGAAGUUACCGAGAAAAUGAGGAGUGUUUUGAUCGAUUGGUUGGUUGAAGUGCACCAGCAAUUCCGUUUGUUACAAGAAACUCUUUAUCUUACCGUUGCAAUUAUUGAUCGUUUCUUACAGUCAGUCAGAACGAUAACCAGAAAGAAGUUACAACUUGUUGGGGUAGCUGCAAUGUACAUUGCGUGCAAAUACGAAGAGAUGUACGCACCAGACAUAAGUGACUUUGUGUACAUAACGGACAAUGCCUACACAAAAACGGAAAUAAUCCACAUGGAGAUGCUGAUAGUACGGACGUUGGAUUACUCAUUUGGAAGACCACUGCCGCUUCAUUUCUUGCGGAGAUACAGCAAAGUAGGACACGCUACGUCUGUUCACCACACAAUGGCUAAAUACUUUUUGGAGCAAUGUCUAAUUUCUUACGAAAUGUGCCAUUACCCACCGAGCUUAGUUGCCGCAGCAGCCAUGUACUUGGCCUUCUUUGUCAUCGGGAACGACUCUGAAGAUGAGGGCAAGGUUAUUUGGACUCCAACUCUCGUGCACUACAGCACCUACACCAAGGAUGACAUUCUGCCGGUCGUGCGCCAAGUAGCAGCUAUUAUUGUUAACGCUGACAAAAACAAGUACCAGGCUGUGAGAAAGAAGUACAAUCACUCUAAGAACAUGAGAAUAAGCUUACGUCCUGAGCUAAAGUCUCCCAGCAUGCUCAAUUUGGUCAAUUCACAAAAUUAG
Messenger RNA from Cotesia congregata, 1284 nucleotides. NCBI's taxonomy places the organism in Eukaryota, Metazoa, Arthropoda, Insecta, Hymenoptera, Braconidae. The record is from the annotation of a GenBank genome assembly.